This is a messenger RNA of Ictalurus punctatus (channel catfish), 1620 nucleotides long. It is a transcript of the gene mlf1, whose product is annotated as myeloid leukemia factor 1. Lineage: Eukaryota; Metazoa; Chordata; Actinopteri; Siluriformes; Ictaluridae. The coding region runs from base 126 to 938 and encodes 270 amino acids. The record is from RefSeq and is a predicted model, not a curated record. Gene Ontology annotation, biological process: regulation of DNA-templated transcription. Gene Ontology annotation, cellular component: nucleus; cytoplasm. The transcript has 7 exons.
AAGCUAGUGGCGAUAAUAAGCGCAUUAUCGUGUGUCAGCGGCUGCUGCGGAGACGGAAAAGGAAACUUACAAUACUUAUAACAUUUAUAGCAUUUUAGAUAAACUGUUUCUUUUAACCUGUGGAGAUGUUCAACAACCUUCUCAGGGACUUUGAAGAAGACCCCUUCUUUGCUGAUCCUUUCCGCGCACACAGUGAACGCAUGCACCAAAUGGUGAGAGGUUUUUCGGAUCCCUUCAACCAUGGCUUCAUGCCCAGCAUCACAGACGGACAGGACAGAGGACGCAGGGGAGAAGGUCAGGCACGCACAAGUGUAGCCUCCCGCAACGAGCACAGAGACAUGGAUUUAUUCAGGAAUCCUUUUGCUAUGAUGGACAACAUGAUGGCAGGCAUGAGGAACAGAAUGGAGGACAUGCACAGAAACUAUGAGAAUGUGCCGUCAGACUCCAACACGCACGCGUUCAGCUCCUCCUCGGUCAUGACUUACUCUAAAGUAGGAGACGAGCCACCCAAAGUGUUCCAGGCCUCCAGCCAGACACGCUGUGUCCCCGGAGGGAUUAAGGAAACGAGACGGACUCUGAGAGACACUGAGAGUGGGGUAGAAAAGAUGUCCAUUGGUCACCACAUCAAUGACAGGGGACACGUCAUUGAGAAGAAACACAACAAAAAGUCAGGAGAAAGAGAGUUUAACCAGGACUUUCAAAACAUGGAUGAGACUGAAGCCCAGGCCUUCGAUGAGGAGUGGCAGCAGAAGGUAUCUAAAUUUCAGCCUGCUGCACAGCUGUCCCGUCUGGAGGGCCCGAGAGUCAGAGCAGCUCACCGAGCAGCCAUCACCGGCCCUGAACACGCACACAGAGGAAAAAAAACUAAACCAUCAGAAGGUGAGAAGAAAACACACAUUUCUGAGCUCAACAUUCAAGGCUCCAGCAUGAAGAAGUAGUAAAAACUUUACAAACUGAAAUAAAACUCUGGCAGGAAACAUCUCCCUGAUGAUUUUCAUUUUUGAAUUCAUGUUGUUCUUCUGUGUUUCCUUGCAUCUUUUUUUUCUGUAAUGAAAACUAAACUAAAGCUAGCCAUCCUGAUUUGUUGGUCAUUUUACCGCUUCAUUCUUCUGUUUUUACAGAAAUGUUUCAGAAAGAAAACAAAAUGUUACCGUUACCUGUAAAGUUGGUUCUUUGAUGCCUAGUGUAACCAAAUAUCAGGAAAUGUUAUGGUAUUUGAUGAAGCAUCUUACAGCAUACACAUGUAGACAUUUAGUUUUCAUGCACCACACACACACACACACACACACACACACACACACACACACACACAUUAUUUCAUCUUUUGUCGAUGAAAGGUAAUAUACAGUGAUUUAAUCAAAAUGACUGUCAAAAAAAAUCAUUAGUGGGUCUCCCACUUAUUAGUACAGAGAUGUUCUAAAAUGUACUUAUGAAUAUACUGUGCUUGUGUGUAAUUAACUAUUUUGGCCAUCCAUUUUGGAAAAGUAUUACUUGCUGUGCCCACUUGUUAAAAAAAACUACAAAUGAAAACCCUUUUUAUGUGUAAUUUCAUGUGCAAGUCUACCUGUGAAUGUAAUGCAUUUCUAUGACAUUUGAUUUUCUAUAAAUGUGCUUAAUGGA